UUCUGUCCGGCGGAGUCGCUGCCCACGGCCGCCCCACCGGUGCGGCGGGCAGCAAAGGAAGGUCUCACUGCCUUGGCGAGUCGCCCGUGGCACGGACGGCUCCCGAUGCUGCGGUGGCUGAUUGGCGGCGGCCGGGAGCCGCAGGGCCUGGCAGAGAAAUCAUCGAUACAGACAAUUGGUGAAGAACAAAUACAGAAUCCUUACACGGAGCUCCUUGUGUUGAAAGGUCAUCAAGAUAUAGUGCGAUUUCUAGUGCAAAUAGAUGCCUGCAGAUUUGCAUCUGCAGGAGACGAUGGAAUUGUAUUUCUGUGGAAUGCUCAGACUGGAGAAAAACUUCUUGAACUUCAUGGACACACACAAAAAAUUACAGCUAUAGCACCAUUUUCUUCAUCAGAUGCUUCUGAAGAAAAGAAACAUUUAAUUUUAACAGCAUCAGCUGACAGAACAGUUAUUGUUUGGGACUGCAGUACUGGUAGACAGGUUCAGAAAGUGUCAUGUUUCCAUUCUACUGUAAAGUGUUUGACAGUUCUUCAAAGAUUGGAUGUAUGGUUGUCUGGAGGGAGUGAUCUAUGUGUUUGGAACCGAAAAUUAGAUCUCUUGUGUAAGACCAGUCAUCUUACUGAUGCAGGUAUCAGUGCUUUGGUUGAGUUGCCUAAAAAUUGUGUUGCGACAGCUGUUGGCAAAGAGCUAAUAAUUUUUAGGUUAAUUGCUUCUGAUGACGAAUCUGAAGGCUGGAAUGUCCAGGAAGUAAAACGCCUUGUUGACCAUCAAGAUAACAUUUUGUCGUUAGUCAGUGUCAAUGACUUGACUUUUGUGACAGGUUCUCAUGUGGGUGAGUUAAUCGUUUGGGAUGCACUUGACUGGACAAAGCAGGCAUCUGAGUGCAACUUCUGGGACUCUGCUGUCCAUCCAGAUGUACAGCCAGAAAUAAAGUUAUCUCAAACUCCCAAUGAAACUUCCGUUCAACACUUAACAUCUGAUGAGGAGUGUGUGUUUGCUGCUGUUGGGAAAGGCAUAUAUGUAUAUAAUCUCCAAAUGAAGCGUGUAAUUGCCAGCCAGAGAAAUGCUCAUGAGUCCUCGGUGCUGCACAUUGAGAAGCUUCCCAACAGGCAGCUGAUCUCCUGUUCAGAAGAUGGCAGUGUGCGUAUCUGGGAGCUCCGAGAAAAGCAGCAGCUACCAGCUGAACCAGUCCCAACAGGUUUUUUCAACAUGUGGGGAUUUGGAAGAGCAAACCGGCAGGCAAACCAAGCUGCUAAGAAGGUGCAAGAGAAUACACCUAUGUAUUUCCUUGAGCUAGUUGGUGAUUUAAUUGGUCAUUCGUCAGCUGUGCAGAUGUUCCUGUACUUUGGUGAGCUAGGACUGGCUACGUGCUCUGCUGACCACCUCAUCAUUUUGUGGAAGGAUGGCGAACGAGAAUCUCGACUCCGCAGUUUAACACUGUUUCAGAAACUGGCACAAAGUGGUGACUUGCCACAGCUCAAAUUUUGAACUGCUUGAGUACAGGCUGCAGUAUAUAUAAACUUGUGUAUGUGUGUUAAAUGUGAAUGCAGAGGAACAUCUGAACAACUGGGAAUAUGACUACCAGUAAGAAUGUCACCUGGUGUGCUGGAGUUUUUAUUAGUUGCUACUACUCUUCUCGAGAAUUUUGCAUGUUGAAUUUUACUUGUCUUGCUCUGUAAGCAGAAGUGACCUUGUCUUGAAAGACUGAAGGUAAUGAUGAUUCAUUGAAUGGUUUCUAAUACUAUAUAAGUGUUUAAAACCAGCAAGGGUGGGAGUCAAAGUUUUGUGAAAAUCCUUAAAUGGGUUGUAGCUACAGCAGUCGGGGGCAUUCCAGAGUGUUACAUGCAGAACAGAGGCACAGAAAAAAACCUGAGGCUUCCUGUUUCAUCUAAUUUAUUUCUUGAAGCUAAACUUGAGUCACUGAUGGCUCGAAUUUGCCUAUCUACAAAAAGAAACAGUCCUCAGUAGAAUUUUUGCGUUUGAAGUUACUGUCCUGCACCAAGAGCAAGAGAGAGAAAAAGUGGGCAAUACCUGUUUGUCAGUUUUUAAUUUGUGGCAAAGCAAGGUAUAUAUAGAGGCUCCUUACUCACAGUAUCUGUAGUUUUUCUGUGGCUUAACCUACAGUACUGGAGUUGCUUGAGCACUGUUACCAUAUCUAACAUCAAGUGUGAUUGGUUUAGUCUUCCCCUACCACAUUCAUCAAAUUCGUUUUUAUCCAAUAAAAAGUACUGAACUUAACAUGGAUUUUCAGAAUGUAAAAUACUUUCUUAAGCAGUAGUUUAAUAAUGCCAAAAUACUUUUACCAGAUGAAUAUUAAAUUCUCAGACUAAGUUUGACUGUGGAGCAAUCCACACCAAGUUUGUAAAGAUAAAUAAUAUUUUUGAGUUUAAAGAAACCUAAAUACAACAUGUCUGAGAUAGCAGCAGUAAUCUACAAGCUAUACAGAAGUAGGGAAAAACCCCUAAACUAAAACUUUAAAAGCAAAGCAGGAAAACACCCCAAAAGGAAAAAAAAUCCAACCAAAACCCAAAAAACAAGCCCAGCAAACCCAAAGACCAAAGUUGAACUAAUUAUUCCUUCCUCCCUCUCACAUUCUCUGUUACAAGUGCUAAGUUAUGAUUUGAACAGAGAAGAGCAAGGGAAGAGAGGAGUCUUGCCAUUUAAUGACAAAUUGUGUGCUGGCUUAGUGUUUGCUCUCACAUGUGACACCACACCCAUCCCCAAGCCUGCAACCAGAAGAGGAAGCUUCUUAUGUUACGGUAUGAACUUCGAGCCCUAUGAUACUUUGCUUCAGCCAGCACUUUCAUUUUAAAGCUGGCAUGACAUCAGAAUGGUAUUGAAUACUCACCAACAGAUUUGAUUGACUAAACCCAUGACAAAGCCAUGUAGACAAACGUGGUGCUAUCUCAGAUGAUGCAACAUGCAAACACUUUAGCAGUGAGUCUCAUGCAAUUUUUCACUGCCAUCUCUUGCAUUUGAAUCAAUGGGAACUGUUUUCAGUACAGGAACCUAGAGAGCUGUCAUUCUGGACUUAAGAUCCAAUGACUGCAGUAAAUGCAAUUAAAAGGGCGGGCUAUGCAGAUCCUCACAAGAGCAGGUGCAGACAGAGGAAGCUUCAGCUUCCUAGAGUACACCCAAGGAGCCUUUUAGAGUUGUUUCCCUGAACCCCUGUGGGCACUUUCCUUCUCUUUUGCACCCAAGACCCAAGUUUUGCCUCUUUAGGCUGACUAUAAUCUUCCCUGGAAGGCAGGGCAGAGGGACAGUAAAAUUUUGACCUCAGAAUGAUGUAUUUCAAAACUGAAGAAAUCAUCGUAUCUCCCUCUCACUUCAGGAAGGUUAAAUCUGUGUUAAAUCUUGAGCUGCUUGUUCUUUGCUCUGGGUGGCUAUUCUGAAGACCAGCAUAUAAGAAAGGUGUUUGGAUUAUGGUUGAUACCAUCCUUUGGGUAUAUGGUAUUAAACCCAGGGGAGGAAGGCAUGUUAAGCCUUUCUGUCAGUCUGCAUUGUUUCAGUUUGUCUUCAUCAGCAAGUGCUGAGUUCUUUUUUUCCUAGUUGUAUAUAAAGCAUGUGUUUGCACAUCAUUACUAUAGUUCUACAGCAACAGCUUAUGAAACUUUUUUUUUUUUGAAGGCUACUACUAAGGGUCAGUUAUAGAGAGAAAAAACAUUGUAUUUUUAUAACCUCUUCUUCCACCAUGACAACAACUAUUUAAUUUGUAUGUGUGUAGUUUUAAGACAAAGAGGCCUAUUUACCUGAACAGUUCUAGUCACAAAACUCACUAUGGAUUUUACAGGGAUGUAAUUCAGGCUAAAAUAGUCCUACAUACAUGUGUAAAUGUUUAUAUCUAUCAAACGUGCCAUUGUUCUCAGAUACACUUUGUUCAUAAUAAAUCUCCCAAGAGUCUCUCUCUUUAAAGAUUUUAAACUAUUAAA
Messenger RNA from Pogoniulus pusillus (Red-fronted tinkerbird), 3929 nucleotides. RefSeq names its product WD repeat domain 41 (gene WDR41). Gene Ontology annotation, molecular function: protein binding. Gene Ontology annotation, cellular component: lysosomal membrane. Lineage: Eukaryota; Metazoa; Chordata; Aves; Piciformes; Lybiidae. Gene Ontology annotation, biological process: regulation of autophagy. Bases 106 to 1488 code for a protein of 460 amino acids. The transcript has 13 exons. The record is from RefSeq and is a predicted model, not a curated record.